Molecule: messenger RNA, 2567 nt
Organism: Myxocyprinus asiaticus (Chinese sucker)
Lineage: Eukaryota; Metazoa; Chordata; Actinopteri; Cypriniformes; Catostomidae
Product: neurotrimin-like
Exons: 9
Coding region: 454-1611 (385 amino acids)
Cellular component (GO): neuron projection
Source: RefSeq, a predicted model, not a curated record
CUCAUACUGUACAUGCAUUGAGGAGCCACAAACACUCCAUAUCUGUCCACGCGCAGCUGGAGUGACAUUUUGGUUACAUUUGUUGACUUUAGACUCUUCGGCUUUCACUUUUUAAAGUUUGAGACCGCAGUUUCAGUAGUUGAAAAGAUGUAAUUUGUUAUGUGAAUUUUAAUGUAUUUGAAUCUAAGAAAGCAGCACAGCUGAAUUACAUUUAAUUCAUGUAUUUUUAUUUUAUUUGUGUUCCCUUUUCAUGCGGCAAAUGACAGCGCGGCGCAGCCAUAGAUAAGCGCUCUGUACUUUUAAAUACACUGGGGGAUUGUACUGUGUACUGUACCCGAGGUGGAAAUCUGGAUUAACAGAUGAACUGCAAUGGCUAACUAACGCGUUCCUCUUUGGGACUAUACUGCGUGUGCGACGGAUUUACAGUGUCUGGUCCAUCAGAAAACUCCCGAUAUGAAGAUGGUAGUGUGUGGAUGCUGCGCGGCGUCCUGGAAGAGAUGUGUAGUUGUGUGUCUCAGAUUUCUGUUCCUUCUUCCCGCAGGUCUACCUGUCCGCAGUCAAGGACAAUCCCAGUCUGAUAACAAACAGAUGGACAAUAUCACCGUCAGACAAGGAGAGACGGUCUUCCUCAGUUGCUCACAAGGGGACUUUGUGACACACACAGCAUGGCUGAACAGAUCAAGUAUACUGUACGCAGGAGAGGAUAAGUGGUCCGUAGACCCCAGGGUGAGCUUGGUUACUUUCAACCAGGACGAGUUCACCAUCAAGAUCGAGGAUGUGGACUUGACGGAUGAAGGCCAGUACAUCUGCGCAGUGCAGACUAUCAGCAGACCCCGAACCACAUCGGUGCACCUGAUCGUUCAAGUUCCUCCAAAGAUUGUGAACUUGUCAAAGGAUCUGGUGUUGAACGAAGGCUCCAAUGUCACAUUGAUGUGUCUGGCCAGUGGCAGACCAGAACCUGCCAUCGUUUGGAGAAUGAUAUCACCUUCAGAUGAUGGCCUCAGCUCAGACACUGAGGUUCUGGAGAUUCCCUUCAUCACCAAACAGAGAGCGGGAACUUACGAGUGCACCGCAGCUAACGACAUUGCUGUGGACACACAGACAGUUGAACUCACGGUCAACUAUCCUCCUAGUGUUUCAGAGGGCAGGGAUGUUGGCGUGACCCUGGGUCAGAGAGGCGUCCUGGAGUGUGAGGCAGAUGCUGUACCCGAGGCAGAUUUUGAGUGGUACAGAGAUGACAGGAGGAUCUUCAGUAGCUUUGAUGGUAUUGAGAUUGAGAAUGCCGGAGCACUUUCAAAGCUGACUUUCUUUAACGUGUCCGAGGCAGACUACGGCAAUUACACUUGUGUUGCUAUCAAUAAACUUGGGAGUGCCAACACAAACAUCGUCCUAUACGAAAUAAUUGAACCCACUAGUUCGACGCUAUUGCAAGUGGAGACUGCUUCUGUUUUACAAAUGACUUCAUCUGAUUUAGAGCAAACAGCCUUUGAAAACAAUGAGUUUUGGGAAGGGCCCGGAGCAGUUCAGGACGGCAACAGUGGCACUUCAACGAUGUUCACACCCACCUGUCUACUUCUCAUCGUUGUUCUACAAUUGUUGCUCAAGUUUUGAUGGUGAAGUCACAAAUCAUGCAUGGGUUACCGAAAAUGCCCAAAAUGCGCAUGGGAUACCCAAGUACUUCCUUUUAAUUAUCAUGAUUAUUUGUUUUGUUUAUAAUAGAGGUUAAUAAUGUAACUUCUCUUACAUUGCUACUUAUCACACUGUUUUGCCCACCGAAUACAGUUUUGUAUUCACUAAAAGGAAACUGCAAAGAGGCAUGUCUAAUUUUAAAUAUUUAACUUAAUUUAUUUUUGUGACUGUCAUUUUAAUUUAACUCUGUAACCCCAUAAGAAUCCAUAGAAUACUGUGUGAUAGGGAAGUACUUAUUUCAAGUCAAAGGCAUGCGAUAACAAGGGCACAUGUCUUUGUUUAUGGAUUGUCGUUAUAUUUUUACUAUAUCAUAACUGUACAGCCAAACACAAUAAGCAGCAAAAACACACACAACAGUUUAAAUGCUCUGUAAUAUUCACUUCAUGUGUGUUAUGAAUACUUUGUUCUAAGCUCUAUUUUAGUAUUUAAAGGGAUAGCUCACCCAAAAAUUAAAUAAAUAAAAAUGUAUUCGUGCUCCCAUUGUUCCAAACCUGUAUAACUUACUUUUUAACUUUGUGGAACACAAAAGGAGAUUUUUGGCAGAAUGUUAGUCUCAGUCAACAUUCACUUUCAUUGCAAUUUUUUUCCCCAUAAAAUGAAAGUGAAUGGUGACUGAGGCCAACUUUGUGUCUAACUUUUGUAUUUCAUGGAGGAAAGAAAGUCAUAUAGGUUUGAAACAACAUGAGGGUGAGUAAAUGAUGACAGAAUUUGCAUUUCUAGGUGAACUGUCCCUUUAACACAUAAACUGAAAACAGUAUUCUGUGGUACAUGUCAGUAUGUUUUAAUUUUGUAUUAUAUUUUAAAGCUGAAGUAUGUAAUUUCUGCACCACUAGCGCCACCAAACGGAAUUGCAAAAAUAAACAUUGUUUUUAAAACAG